GGCAAAAAUUGUGAGGGGGAGAGAGACUGUGUUUGUGUCCCGGGUGUUUUUGUCUCUGUUAGUUAGGACUGAACGUGUGCAGGGCACAACCUCACAGUUACUGGAGUGACAGCACAGCAUCUCGCUAACACCCAAGUUGGAAGCCGCCCAACUUGAUAAUGUUUUGUUUUUGAGGGGGCAUGUGUUUACCUGCAGAGGGUCUUGUUUCAGAGAAGCACGUACGGGACCCUCAUGUUCCAGAGCGAGUAAGGGACGACACACUGGUCAUGGAUAGCCUGAACCGAAAUCUUACCGGUGGGAUCAAGUCUCACCAGGUGCUCCAGAGCACUCCACUGGAUUUGAUCGAGACUGGGAAAGUGCUCAAAGUCCAGGCAGAGCGCCCCCAUUUGGUCAGUCUGGGAAGUGGCCGUCUCAGCACAGCCAUCACACUGUUGCCCUUGCCUGAAGGCAAGACCACUCUGGGUCUUGGAGCUAUGGACAUCAACAUCCAGGGCCCAGGGAUUGCAGCUCAACAUUGCUUUAUAGAGAACAAGACUGGAAUCAUUACCCUGCACCCCUGUGGAAACCAGUGUAGCAUUGACGCACUUCCUGUCAGCAAGCCUGUUCGCCUGUCUCAAGGCUGUAUGCUGUGUUUCGGCCAAUCCGCCUUCUUCCGCUUCAAUCACCCCGAGGAGGCUUUCCGAAUGAAAAGCAUGAUGCCUGAAGGAGGACAGACAGGCAGUGUGAAAAGCCAGGCCCUCACAGAUUCUGAGAACCUGGUCAAUGGGAACCACCCGUCAGGUGCACCAGAAUCUCACCUGGUUACCAACAAGAAAGUGCGUCUGGAACACAGUGCCAUUGUCAGUUCCAUUGAGAAGGACCUUCAGGACAUUAUGGACUCAUUAGUCAUGGAUGACCCACAACCGUCUUCCUCUAAGAAACCUUCUGGCCAGCCCAUCUCCCAAUCUCCACUGUCCCCCAUGUUAAAUGGAGGUGGCCGAUUCCUUCUCUCUCCUCCAACGAGCCCUGGUGCUAUGUCUGUGGGCUCCAGUUACGAGAAUACCUCCCCUCCUUUUUCCCCUCUCUCAUCCCCAUCGGCGGCCAGCAGCGGCAGCUACACAAGUCCAUCCCCGAGUGGUUGUCAGGACCAGAUUCACAUGCUUCCUCCUGUGCCAGUUAGGUCCUCUAGUUACAAUUACACCAGCCAGCCACCCAUACCUCAGCCACGGACCAUACUGCCCAGCGGAGGCGGUGGUGGGCCAAAGGUUCUUGAGAGUCCAAGACUACAGAGAAAGGCUCUAUUAGAAGCACCGCCGAGCCCAAAGCCUGCCCGCAGGGGUUUGAACCAAGAUAACUCGGGGGCUAAAACCCCCGACAGCCCCUUACAGAUUACCCUUCUGCCCUCAGUCUCAAUCUCCACCGCUCCAACUGAUGCCCCAUCUGUCAGUCGGUUGCAAGUUCCAGGAAGCCCCAGACUGACCCCCAAAUUCUCUACUGCAUCUCCAUCAUUCUCACCCUCCAGAACUAAAGCUGCUAUUGUCCUUCACGAUCGACCCUCAAGUCCCUUCAGGGAGCAGCCUCAACCAGAUCGCUCCUCGACGUCCAGCCCCUCACACCAGCUCUCCCCACCCUCCCGAUCUUUCCAGCCUCCUUUGGACCCCAUUGUCCAUAUCAUUCAGGGCGGACCUCCACACCAACGCACACUACAGCCUCCUGAAUCUCCGCGGCUGACCCGCAGGAACCUCGAAGGGAGCAGCAUGAGGGAGCUUCCCCCUCUCAGCCCCUCCAUGGCUCGCAGGGGGUUUCCUGUGCUCCCGGGAGCACUGCCAGGAACCCUGCGCACUCCGGAGAGCCCAUCCCCGAGAACUGUCCCAGAGAGCCCCAGACUAAGGCGGAAAGCAGGGUCUCCUACAGAGGACCAGUUCAGCCCUCGUGCGGUGCGUGCCCGUAGCCCCUCGCCCACCUCGGGACUGAUGGGGGAAGGUGGCGGGCGGAAGGCCAGUUUUGGGAACUCGCUCUCUUCGGCCUUCAGCUUGGGUUCUCUGCCUGGAUCAUCGCCCCGCUCCAGUCCGAGAAGCCACAGGAAGAUGUCAGCGGGCCACAGGGACCUCCGGAUGCCUCACCCUGGCAUGAGAGAGCGCAAAAACAGCAUCACGGAGAUCAGCGACAACGAGGAUGACCUUCUGGAGUAUCAUCGGUGCCAAAGAGAAGAGCGACUCAGAGAGCAGGAAAUGGAAAGGCUGGAACGACAGCGAUUGGAGACGAUCUUAAACCUCUGUGCGGAGUACAAUAAGGGCGACGGGCCACCGGGCGAUCUGGGCAGGAUGGGCGUCUCCGGGCUCGGCUCCAGGGAGGGGCUUAACGUCAGACGUCCUUCUGUGGAAAGCGUGAGCAGCGUUUCCUCAAGAGUGGCGCAGAGAUACCUGAAGGAAGACUGCAACAGCAGUGAGGGCUCACAGUUCAACGGACGAAACCCGACAGGUCUGCUGAACGGACAGAAUGGACAGGCAGAGGACUCAGGAUCAGCCAGUAUCGGCCGUCUGGAACUGGGGUACCUGGAGGAGGAGCGGGUUCGAGUGCUGGCAAAGGUAGAUGAGCUGAAAGCUCGAAUCACAGAACUGGAGCAGCAACUUCAGGAGUCCAAACAGGAGGCGGAGAUGGAGAGAGCUCUUCUGCAGGGAGAGAGACAGGCUGAGUUGGAGCAGAUCGAGGCCGAGACGGAGAUUAUCAACCAGCUGCAACGCAAACUCAGUGAAGUGGAGAGCACCUUCCAGAGAGAGAAAGACAAGGAGAGGGCUAAUGUUGACGCGGAGCGGGAAGCCCUGGAGAGGCUUCAGGAUGGGUACAAUGAGUUGACCAGCCAGCUGCAUAACUGCCCCGAAUCUCUGAGGGAACAGUUACAGGAACAACUCAAGAGGGAAGCGGAGACUUUUGAAGUUGCGACCAAGCAGUUCGAGGACCUGGAGUUUCAGCAGUUAGAGAAGGAGAGCAGUCUGGAGGAGGAACGCGAGACCAUCAGUCAACAGUUGCUUCAGGACAGAGCUCAGUACCACAGCAGCAUCACCAAACGAAAGGAGAAAGUUGCUGCUUUGGAAGCCCAAGCCAGUCAGUUGGGCAUGCAAGCGGCUCAGGAGUGUGAGAGACUGGCCAAAGACAGAAGCAUCACCUUGCAGCAGCUUCAGAAGGAAAAGGAGAGGCUUGCCAAUCUGGAGAGAAGAUACCAGAGUUUAACAGGAGGGAAGACUUUCCCCAAGAGCACCAGCUCUUUAAAGGAGGAAUACUUGAAGCUGUCGGAUGUUUAUAAGAUGUACGGGAGUGAUUUCCAUGACACCCAGCUCACCACCGUUUCCUCGCACGGCCUCUCGCUUGCCCUUGACCCGGCUGUAUCCCCCCGUGAGGAGUAUGUGACCGUGGGUCAGUUAAACCAGAUGUAUGGGAUGCCGAAGGUGGAGUCUUCUCCCACCUCUCCUCCUCAAUUACUUCAGUCUUCUCUCACAGACUCCGCCUUCUCCAGCCUCCCCUCCCCUCACGGCUCCUCCCUCUCGCUCUCCUUUGAGCGUCAGUCGGAGUGGGGCAGGCCUGACGUGCCCGCUCUAGAUUUAGAGCUCUGGUACCAGGAGGUGAUGGCAGCUGGAGAUCUGAACCAGCUCUGCCCUCCUCCCCUCCCGGCUAAAGCUUUCUCAACACGCAAGCCCGUGCAGGUUUAUCGCUCACGAUUGGACAGCGACUCCAGCCAAUCGUCUCUGAGACCUAAAGUCAGCGCCGGUCUGUCCCCCACAUACACUACAGCUACACUCGGACGCAACACCCCUGCCAGGAGCGCUUUGAUGGUAGCCAACAGCACCGGGAGUCUCCCACGCAACCUGGCAGCCACGCUGCAGGACAUCGAGACCAAGAGGCAGCUGGCCCUUCAGCAGAAAGGCCAGCAAGUUAUCGAGGAGCAGAGGCGGCGUUUGGCCCAGCUGAAGCAGAAGGCUGCAGUGGAGGCUCAGUGCCAGUGGGAGGCGCUCCAUGGCUCUCAAAUGCAGCUCAACAACCCCUUUACCUCCAGCCCCUCGCCGGUCGUACAUCACUCCAUCCUGCACCACACUUCGCCCUCUGCUGGCGAACAACCCUACGACACCCUCAGUCUGGAGAGCUCAGACAGCAUGGACACCAGCAUCUCCACGGGAAACAACUCCGCCUGUUCCCCCGACAACAUGUCCAGUGCCAGCGGUAUGGACGCAUUGAAGAUUGAGGAGAUGGAGAAAAUGCUGAAAGAGGCACAACUGGAGAAAGCUCGACUCAUGGAGUCCAGAGAGCGUGAGACUCAGACACGUAAGGUGAUGCUGGACGAGGAGAGGAGAAGGAGAGAGGAGGCGGAGAAGAGACUGGAGGAGGAGACGGUACACAGGCAGCAGCUGAUAGAGAAGGAGGUGAAGAUGAGGGCCAAAAACUUCUCUCAGGCGCGCCCCAUGACACGAUACCUGCCUAUACGUAAAGAGGAGUUUGAUCUCCGAUCCCACAUCGAGUCCUCAGGUCACAACGUGGACACGUGCUACCACGUGAUUCUCACCGAGAAGAUGUGCAAGGGCUAUCUUGUCAAGAUGGGAGGAAAGAUCAAGUCCUGGAGGAAGCGCUGGUUCGUCUUUGAUCGCCUCAAAAGGACUUUCUCCUACUACGCCGAUAAACACGAGAGCAAAUUGAAGGGCGUCAUCUACUUCCAGGCCAUCGAAGAGGUUUACUAUGAUCAUCUCCGUAGUGCCACAAAGAAAGGAUUUUUCAAUCUGAAUUUGACAAACAGCCCCAACCCCUCCCUGACGUUCUGUGUAAAGACCCACGACAGGCUUUACUACAUGGUGGCCCCCUCCGCAGAAGCCAUGAGAAUAUGGAUGGACGUGAUCGUGACGGGAGCCGAGGGCUACACGCAGUUCAUGAACUGAGAUGAAGAACCAUCGGCGCUCGCUGAUGCAGACUUCAAAACUCCAGACUGUUCGGCAGGGAGACUUCAAAGACCCAGACCUGUUAUUCUCAACUAGAGGAAAAAACUUUAUUUUGUUACUUCCUUUUUUGUUUUCUGAAGAUGUGGUAUAUUCGCACGGCUGCGCAGACGCUCACCCACUGGAGGUUUUCUGCACCUGCCUGGAUUCAAAAAGGGAGCCGGAAGAUGAAAAGACGGAGUGAGCUGAGCUGAGCCUGCAGGUGGCGGCGCGGUUGCCAUCGACGAAAAUGCCUUUUUGCCGUCAGAGAUAUCUUUUGAGUUGCAGUUUUUCUUGUCUGGACUUUUAUUUGUAAUCCAAAUGAUUUGUCUUUCCACACACAUCAUGGGGAAAAAUGCCAAAUGACAUUAUGCCAUUCUGGAAUCGUGUCGAAUCGACUGACAUGAAAUGGCGGACGUGAAUUAACUGCCGUAGGUUAUGUUUUUAAAUGUAGUAUUCCAUUCAUAUACAAACACGAGACAAGCUCAAAAUAUGGUUUUACUGAAACAAAGAUUUCAUUCACCAAAGCUCACCAACCAGCUCAGGAGUUCAUAUUUAUUGUAGAGAUAAUCAAACUCCUGUAUAAUUGUAUCUCACUGUGCUUGCGUUCCCAGCGAAUUCUUUUAGAUAUGCCACACAUGCACGACUCACAGACACGCAACGUAUAGAGUCUAUUUGCCAAGUCCUGAUAACUUGAUCUUGUGAUUUUAGUCCUGAGGGAGGCAGCCAUCUCUUAUCACUGCCAGCCCGCGAGAGCUCUGAAUAAUCGCCACACAAAAGGAAACAACGUCAUAAUCAUGCAAGUCAUGCAGUGCCUUGAUAUCGACCUGGAUUUGUCACUCUUGGAACUGUUACACUAGUGAAAAACGGCGAGACAGUCUUAUUCCAUGUGAGGUACAAUAUACAGUAUAUAUAUAUAUAGUGGGGUUUACUGUUUUAUAAAAUCUUAUGACAAUUCUGAAUAUCAGACGUGUACUGUAAUUUAAAAAAUGACGAUUUGGAUUAUUCACAUCUGUGUCUGAGGUGAUACUGUUUAAUACAUAAUCUAAGGAGAGAUCUUUGAGUAUUAACAGUUGUUCUACCUUACCUAAAAUGUUUAUUUAUAGAUCAUGUUGAAAAGACCAACACGCUUUGCCUUUUCCCAAAACCAAACGUUAUGAGACAAAUAUCCACAAACACAUCAACAUGAAAAAGUCUUCGUUUUGCGUGUAAAAUGUGUAUGAAGUCUUUCACACCAAUUAGUGAAAACAGUGGUGUUACAAUGUUGAACAGAAAUACAGCCAGUUUUCAUUA
Molecule: messenger RNA, 6230 nt
Organism: Triplophysa rosa
Lineage: Eukaryota; Metazoa; Chordata; Actinopteri; Cypriniformes; Nemacheilidae
Gene: phldb1b
Product: pleckstrin homology-like domain, family B, member 1b
Exons: 25
Coding region: 180-4901 (1573 amino acids)
Biological process (GO): regulation of microtubule cytoskeleton organization
Cellular component (GO): basal cortex
Molecular function (GO): protein binding
Source: RefSeq, a predicted model, not a curated record